Molecule: messenger RNA, 1283 nt
Organism: Eruca vesicaria subsp. sativa (arugula)
Lineage: Eukaryota; Viridiplantae; Streptophyta; Magnoliopsida; Brassicales; Brassicaceae
Source: the annotation of a GenBank genome assembly
AUGGGUGUCGAUUAUUACAAGGUUCUUCAAGUGGAUCGAAACGCGAAAGAUGACGAUUUGAAGAAAGCUUAUCGCAAACUCGCCAUGAAAUGGCAUCCCGACAAGAACCCCAACACCAAAAAAGAAGCCGAAGCCAAAUUCAAACAGAUCUCCGAAGCUUACGAUGUAAAAAAAAAAAAAAUUCUCUUACACAACUCGCAACGAAACCCAUUUCGUGUCCCAUUGAAAGUAUUGAGCGAUCCUCAGAAGCGAGCAAUCUACGAUCAAUACGGAGAAGAAGGUCUAAACAGCCAGGCUCCGCCUCCUGGUUCCGGCGGGUUUCCGGGUGGUUCAGACGGAGGAGCUUCGUUCCGGUUCAACGGAAGAAGCGCUGACGACAUCUUCUCGGAGUUCUUUGGCUUCGCGAGACCAUUCGGUGACACACGUGGCGCAGGUCCUUCUGGUGGUGGGUUCAGGUUUGCUGAGGAUGUUUUCUCUUCUUAUAGGUCAGCUGCAGGAGAAGCUUCUAAUGCUCCACCGAGGAAAGCUGCUCCUAUAGAGAGACAGCUUCCUUGUAGUUUGGAGGAUUUGUACAAAGGUAUUACUAAGAAGAUGAAGAUCUCGAGGGAUGUCCUUGAUUCCAGCUGGAGACCCACAACAGUCGAAGAGAUCUUGACGAUAGAGAUCAAACCAGGAUGGAAGAAAGGAACUAAAAUAACCUUCCCUGAGAAAGGAAACGAGCAACGAGGAAUCAUACCAUCUGAUCUUGUAUUCAUAGUUGACGAGAAGCCACACGCCGUGUUCAAGAGAGAUGGCAACGACCUUGUGAUCACGCAAAAGAUCCCUCUCGUGGAAGCUCUCACUGGCUACACUGCUCAAGUCACGACUUUAGAUGGGAGAACACUAACGAUACCUGUCAACAACGUGAUCAGCCCUACCUAUGAAGAGGUUGUGAAAGGUGAAGGCAUGCCUAUCCCUAAAGACCCGUCAAGAAAAGGGAACUUGAGAAUCAAGUUUAAUGUUAAGUUCCCGUCGAGGCUAACGACAGAGCAGAAAACUGGAAUCAAACGGAUGUUUUCGUCUGCUUAGAUAUGAUUUUAACUUAAAACUAUCUGUCUUUCUGCUACGUUUUUAUUUUUCAGUUAUUUUGGUUGCAUCUUUGGGUGGUCGUUGUGAACUGCGUAGGCUCUGUGACGUUGUAAGAUCGUUAGAUAUGUUGUUCUUACUUCACAUUAACUAUGUAUUUUUUUUGUUCUUUACUUAUAACUUAUAAGUUUCUAUUAGAUUGAAUAAAAGAAGUUAGU